AUGCAUUCUUUCUUUCUCCUUUUCUCUCUCUUCUUUUUUCUUUCGUUCUUUCUUUUCUCUUUUAUUUACAUAUUCGUUUUUUUUUCUUUUUUUUUUCUUUCUUUCUUUCUUUUGGUUCCUAUUCUUUUAGAUACGGAUGAUUUCUUUUUCUUUCAUUCUUUAUUUCUUUUCAGGCUAUUAUUCUUUCUUUGCUUGAUUAUAUUUUCUAUUGAUUUAUUCACACGUUCUUUCUUACUUUCUGCUUUUCUUUCUUUUCUCUCUUCCUAUUCUUAUCUUUUAUUUCCUUUUUCUUCUUCUUUUUCUUCUUCUUUUCUUUCUUUCUUCCUUUCUUCCCUUGGUUCUUCCUUUGUUUCUUCUUUUCUUCCUUUCUUUCCUUCCUUCCUUCCUUCCUUCCUUUCUCCCAUUCUUUCUUUUUUUCUUACCUUCUUUCUUCCUUUCUUCCCUUCUUUCUUCCUUUCUUUCUUUUCUUCCUUUCUUUCAUUCCUUCCUUCCUUCAUUUCUUUCUUUCUUUUUCCCUUCUUUCUUCUUUUCUUCCUUUCCUUCCUUCCUUCCUUUCUUUCUUUCUUUCUUUCUUUCUUUGAAGAUUUUUUCUUUGUCUCCCCUUAUUCUCUCUCUCUCUCUCUCUCUCUCUCUCUCUCUCUCUCUCUCUCUCUCUUAUUUUACCUUUUCUUUCGUGGUAUAUUCAUUUUGUUUCUUUCUUUUUCAUCGUUUUUCUUUUCAUUUCUUUUCAUCCCCCAAAUAAUUGUUUACUUUCAUUCUUUCUUAUUUAUUUAUUUCUACAAUUUAUUCCUUCUUCCUCCUUAUUCUUUUAUUUACGAACUCUUUCGUUUUCUUUCGUUUCUUUCUUUAGUUUCUUCUUCUUUCUUUUUCUUUCUUUCUUCAUUUCUUUUGUUUUCCUUCUCGCUAUUGUUACUUUCUUCCUUUACUUCCGUUUUUAUUUCCUCUGCUUUUGCUUCAGCAUUCUUCCUUUCUUUUUUCUCUUCUUCUUUAUUUAAUUUCUCACACUUGACCCAUUCUUUCUUUCUUUCUUUCUUUUUUUCUUUCUUUCUUUUAUUUACGUCUUCUUUCUUUUUAAUUCGUUCGUUUUUUUUUAUCCAUACUAAUAUUCAGUGUAUCUUUCUUUUAUUUGCGUCUCCUUCAUUUUUAUUCCGUUCUUUAUUUCCUUUGUUUUCCAUCUCGCCAUUACUAUUUUCUUCCUUUACUUACAUACUUCUUUUCUUUCUUUCUUUCUUUCUUUCUUUCUUUCUUUCUUUCUUUCUUUGA
Acanthosepion pharaonis is the source of this 1263-nucleotide messenger RNA. The record is from the annotation of a GenBank genome assembly. Lineage: Eukaryota; Metazoa; Mollusca; Cephalopoda; Sepiida; Sepiidae.